CGGCGCAGAACUAGCCCUGGACUGGAGUCUUUCUUGGGAAGAUGUCUCGCGUUGACCUUAAAAAGCUGUCCGUGUGCACUAGCGACCCCUUAAGCCAGGAGACGGUGGGCCAUGCCCUGUCAGUGUUCGGUAACCUAGUGAAGUCGUGCUACGGCCCUACUGGGCGGCUGAAGCAGCUUCACAACGGUAUGGGUGGCUACGUCCGCACAACCUCCCACUCUUCAUCCUUGCUCGGUUCCCUCUGCGUCACCCACCCCGUCUUGAAGCUCCUGACGGCCUCAGUGCAGAAUCACGUCUCUCGCUUCGGAGACGGGGGACUGUUCACGGCUGUUCUCUGCUGCGGCUUGUUGGGGAAACUGAGAGGCCUAAACGUGGCCUCUCACACGCGUGGCAGAAUCUGCCAGCACCUUUUGAGCCAGUGCCUCAGCUAUCUCGCUUCCGAAGCGUGCGGCUGUAAAAUACCGGUGGAUUUUAGCAGUUCUAAGAGUCUCCUUGAUUUGGUCCGUAGCGUAUUAACCAGCAAGCGGGGGUGCAUGCUGAGCAGAAAGGAGGCCGAGCACGUUGGCGCGUUGGUAUUGAAGGCCUUUUUGCUCACCGUUCCGCAGGAGGGCGGGGCCAGCGUCGCUGGAUUCGGAAAAUGUCUCUAUGUAGCUCUGAAAGAUAAGAGAGUUACGGAUUCCAGCGUCUGUCCUGGGAUCCUGAUCGAAAUCCCCGAAUUCCACCUGGCCAGAAUGCUCCCAGGCAGAAGAACGACUCAGAGCCCGGUCAGAACAGCCCUUUUCUCUGUGUCUCUCUCUGGAGAUGUUUGUAGCACCGGUGAAGGAGCCGUCAGCAUCCACCGCAGAGUUUCCCUAGAAGCAGCCGUCUUGGGUCAGCUGCUUAGUUUGGGCCAGCGGAUGGUCAAGGAUGGGGUGGGCCUGGUGAUUUGUCAGAAGGUCAUCCAUCCGGCCUUGAAACAAUAUUUGAAGGAGAACCGAGUGAUUGCGGUAGAAAGAGUCGGAGGAGCCGUGAUGGAGUCCCUGCGAGAAGUUACAGGAUCCCGGGCGAUUCCGUCCCUCCAGUCCCUCUCCCCAGCUUGCUACGGCAGCCUGAAGGACUUGCAGACUCGGUAUUUUGCCCCCAAAUGGUUCCUGCACCUCCUGCCGGAAGACUCGGCCGUCUGCAGCCUGGUGCUUUGUAACCGGAGUGAAACAGCGUGGGAGGAGCUGAAGCUCGCUUGUCAGACAGCAGAACGUGUUUUGCAGCUGACCGUCAAGGAUCCCUGGGUCUUGCUGGGAGGAGGCUGCACGGAAACACACCUGUCCUCCUACCUGCGGCACAAGAAUGUUGAUGUCCCGCAAAGCACCUUGGAAGACCUCGGUUGUUCCCUGUCAGAGUUCCAGUUGGUGGCCGACUCUUUCUGCCACUCGCUAGGGUCCGUAGCUUGCAGUCUGGAGCACGACAGCGGCGAAAUCCUCACCGAUACAACUUGGGGCCACUCGUGGUCUGUUCCUCCAGAUGUUCCGGGCAACUCUGCCUGGUCAGACUUUGCUUCGAAGUGUGGCUGUGGCCUUUGUGGCAACCAAGAAGGCCUCCAGUGGAGGGUGCUUCAGAGUCCGUCUUGCCCUUUCCCACCCCAAAGUUGUGUUAGUGAGUCUUGCGUAACCUCCGCUGACGACCCUGUUCUGGAUUGCUUCGCUGCCAAAUGCAAUGGUUUGCGAGUUGCGGUGGAGACGGCCUGCCUGCUUUUGAAUCUAUCAUUUAUAGUUGAAGAUCAUAAUUAG
Heteronotia binoei (common prickly gecko) is the source of this 1763-nucleotide messenger RNA. It is a transcript of the gene MKKS, whose product is annotated as MKKS centrosomal shuttling protein. Gene Ontology annotation, molecular function: ATP binding. NCBI's taxonomy places the organism in Eukaryota, Metazoa, Chordata, Lepidosauria, Squamata, Gekkonidae. Bases 42 to 1763 code for a protein of 573 amino acids. The transcript is spliced from 4 exons. Gene Ontology annotation, cellular component: kinociliary basal body; nucleus; cytoplasm. The record is from RefSeq and is a predicted model, not a curated record. Gene Ontology annotation, biological process: cilium assembly; intracellular transport; protein folding.